Messenger RNA from Blastomyces dermatitidis ER-3, 3322 nucleotides. RefSeq lists its product as uncharacterized. The coding region runs from base 417 to 2486 and encodes 689 amino acids. The record is from RefSeq and is a predicted model, not a curated record. The transcript has a single exon. NCBI's taxonomy places the organism in Eukaryota, Fungi, Ascomycota, Eurotiomycetes, Onygenales, Ajellomycetaceae.
UUUGACUACAAUAAAGAGAGAUGCGGUCUCCAUAAAAAAGAAGCUAUUUUAUCGCAGGUUAGCCUAUAGCACGCCGUGACCCUUAGUCAGUUGACUCCUAUCCGCAUCGUGUUUGUUGUUUUAAGUUGCUCCCGGCCGUGUUUAGCGGGGAGCGAGCGGGUGGUGGGUGUGGGCAACUGCGUCACCUGUUUUUCGGUCUCGUCAGCCGCCAGUCACAUCCAACCAACAUCGAUCUCCGCAACCUCACCUGCUUCAAAGACUCAACCUGGCCUCACUGAGUUCUCUCCUACGACGGCCCUUCAUCUUGUUCUCGUGGGCAAAUUUUCAUAUAUUCUUAUUUUUGCUGUUGUGUUUGAAUCUGUAUCUCCUUUGCCGUUGUUUGGAGUGGGGUACCGCAUUACGUGUCUACCUUCACCAUGGCAUUCCGUCUACCUACACAUCCUCCACAGAGGCAACAAGCCUACACUGGCGCCCCUCAGCCCUCCAGCCUCGAGACCAGGUCUACGGCUGCGUACUUGCAACGCCCCCAACAGCAACAACAGCAGCAGCAGCAGCAUCAACAAGUCGAAGAGUCGACAGAAUGGGUCCUCUUCUCGCCCUCCCACGCGGGCUCCAUUACGGCCCGCACCCAUACCACCUCCACUGAAAGAACACCGCGCACAGCUGGCCUGUCGCGAGUCAGUGAUUUUGGUUCGCUUGACACUGCUGCCCAAUCCCAAUCUGAAGAUGAACUUGAUGAGGAUGUGUUGGAAGAUGAUACCACAGAGCUUGACAGCCUGGACGAUGGCUUACAUGCCUUUCGCGAACCUACUAGAUACAGGAUAAUAUCUACUCAGGCAGGCCCUUAUGAUACCGCCAUCCUCCCAGCACAUGACGGGUUAGGUUUGUUUGCCCCGUCGAGCCAGGAUGUACAGGAUCAGCUCUGGCAACAUGAACAAUACAACCCGCGACGGUGGGGUGACGGUAGACAUAGAAGGCGGUCUAGUGUCCAGAGAAAUUUGGAGACUGUUGAAGAAAUCCAGGCUCGCGAGUUAGAGCGCGAGAGAUGGCAGAGAAUUGAGCAGUGGAGGAUGGAACAGAGCCGUGCUUUGUUGCAGGAGAUUGAGAAGGAGACGAGGCGGAGAAGAAACAGCCGCGCAAGUCAUACUGGCGAAAGAUUAGUAGUAGCUCGACAGGCUCUUGAGAGUGAUGCGGGGAAAAUCGAUCUGGAAACUAAUGCCUCCGAAGCUGGUACUCAAGAAUCCCGUCUUAGCCAGGAUUUAGGAUCGCAUGAUUAUGAUGAUGAUGAUGCUGCAGCUAAUGAGUCCUUCUGGAGAAGGAUCACCCGGAAAGUCAUUCGGGACUUAAUUGGUAUCGAUGACUCCUUACUUUCAGUCAUCUUGGGUGAGUCGCUUGUCCCGACUGAGAAAAGAGAGCAAGAUGAGAUGUCCGCAGUGAACGAUCUCAGCGAUUCUACAUUAGAUGGCUUGCACCAUCAUUUGGAUGGGGACGAGGUCCUGAAAGACGUGAGUGACGCUCCUCACGCCGACGAUCAUUGGCAUGAAAGGCUCCUGGAGCGUAUUGCUCGCGAGUUGGGAAUUCUGGUCCAUCAACUAUGUGAACAUCCAGGUGCCUUCAGCACUUAUGUUCGCUCUUCAGCAUCUAUUUCUAAACAGUAUGCUGGUAUACCUAUUUCUCCACCUCCUUCGACACCCAUAGCAUCUGUCUCUCGGCCAUUUCCCCUGUCUCGAACCGCGUCAAAUAAUACCACAUCCAAUCUUGCGUCAACAUACUCUCCCCAAUACGAAUUCGGCCCCACCCUCCGAGACGUAGCUAACGCUGCAUUAGAAAUUGGGGAAGAAGCACCCCUCUCCCCUUACGACCCGAAUACCCAGCCUGCGCCACUGACGGCAGGUCAAAUCCCCCAAAGCAGCGAAGCCCUCUCAGAAGCCGCCCGCCUUGAACGCGAGCGCGAGUAUUGGGAACGCGAGCUAGAUAUCAAAAUGGUCUUCCACUUCCUGCGCAGCCGCUUUAGCAAAAACAUCCCCUUCACAAAUGACGACAACAAUAACAAAAACACGUCCCCUCGCCGUCGCAGCUCCACCAAUACCACCACCACCCUUUCAACCCACCCAACAAAUCAACAAGACUCUUCCCUCCGCGCUGCCAUAAUCCGACAACAUCACCCCCUCGUCGCGCGCGCCCAUGCCCGCUCCCAAUCCCAAAUCCAACGGGCCAUGGCCCGGCAGCAUGCCCGACAACCUUCAACAUCUCUCUCGAGCCCUGCCAUGGCUGGGCCCGCUAGCCCAAUCCUCUGCCAUCAUAUCCGCCGCCCUAGCUCCAGUUGCGCAAGCCAAAGUGCAAAGAUGUCUGUGGUCUCGGCGAAGCGGACGAUGGCUGGCGGUAGUGGGUCGAGUCGACAUUACUGGGAUAUUGGGGGUAGCGUUGGGAGCGGAAGCGUGGUUGUCUCUGCGGUUGGAGGGAUAGGGAGUUGGCGCGAUGUUUGAAACGAAUGUUUAAUUAUUUAUGCUCUAGUGGUGAAUAGCGAACGAGGUCAUCUUCGCAUCAUUGGUUUUUUUCUUCUUUCUUCCCCCUUUAGCCUUUCUUGGACCUCGAUAAGCAUAUAUGAUUCUAUUUGCUACCUUCUCGCGUGGAGUAACAUGCUUUCUUUCUUGUGUUUUAUCUACCUUUUUUCAUGCUCUGCCCACAUACACAUUUGAAGUAUAUCACGGAAAGUGAAUAGAUGGCUCAAAGGGCAUUGGAAGGCGCGUCGGAAGAGGGAUUAGGGGGAGGAAUCCUUGGGCCAGGCUAGAUGGGAAUGGAUGCCUCUUUGGUUCUUGUUUUUCGAAUGAUAGCAUAAAUGACCUUUUGGGAGCACGGAAAGGCGCGUAGAGGGAGGCUGUCUAUUCUCUUACAUGUAUAUAUGAAAGCAGUUUGGUAACUUCAAAUUAGUUGUUUAUAAGCUAGAUAUGUGGCCGAAGCAAUACUUGAGACCUAUAUCUGGGUGGCCACACACUGUGUAUGCGCUGCAACACACCACCAGCUAAAGAAUUACACAUGGUGAUGAUCACUGAGUUACUGGCAUAUCAACAUAUUUCUCAUAUUCCCAAAUAAUUUGUUAAUCUCACUAGAAUUCAGUUAAGUGUGACUGAGUAUACACAUAGAGAAGAAUGACUGUCCAUAUCAUGAAGAAGCAGAGACACAGAAAGACUACUGUAGAAACAUUGACAUUUAUAUUGUAGUCUUAUGAAGAUCAAACAUAUAGAUUUGAAUAAAUGUGACUUUCAUUCAUAUUUAAGAGUCAUAUAAACUGACUGACUGACUUACUGAUACUCAAUGCUAU